Camellia sinensis is the source of this 1367-nucleotide messenger RNA. Its product is annotated as lichenase. Gene Ontology annotation, biological process: carbohydrate metabolic process. Lineage: Eukaryota; Viridiplantae; Streptophyta; Magnoliopsida; Ericales; Theaceae. The record is from RefSeq and is a predicted model, not a curated record. Gene Ontology annotation, molecular function: hydrolase activity, hydrolyzing O-glycosyl compounds.
AGUGAUGAAAAUCAACAAGCUUAAAUGCUCUUCAAUCCAAAUUGAAAUUGCUGUUCUUCUCCAUGGCUACCUCAAGUAGAAUGAGUCAUAGUUCUUUGAUGGCUGCUUCAAUGCUUCUACUGGGAUCGUUAUUCAUCCAAGACUUUCAAAUUACAGGUGUAGAGUCUGUAGGAGUCUGUUAUGGAAUGCAAGGCAACAAUCUACCAUCUCCACCACAAGUCAUAUCUCUCUACCAAUCAAACAACAUCAACAGUAUGAGAAUCUACAAUCCAGACCAACCCACCCUCCAAGCCCUCCGAGGCUCCAACAUCCAACUCAUCCUCGGCGUCCCUAACUCCGACCUCCAAUCCCUCUCCGACCCUUCCACCGCACUUUCAUGGGUCCAAAACAACGUCUUCAACUUCCCUGACGUCUCAUUCCGUUACAUUGCCGUUGGAAACGAGGUGGACCCCGCCAACGGCGACCCAUCUCAGUUUGUACUUUCUGCCAUGCAAAACAUAUACAACGCCAUUUCAUCCGCCGGGCUUCAGGGCCAAAUAGGAGUCUCGACCGCGAUUGCCUUUUCAUUACUCGGCCAAUCAUUCCCCCCAUCACAAGGCUCUUUUAGAGGUGAUGUGACGCAAUAUAUAGACCCAAUUAUCGGGUUCUUAGUCCAAACAAAUUCUCCUUUACUCGCAAAUAUAUACCCUUAUUUUAGUUACUCCGGCGAUCCUACCGACAUCUCGUUGGAAUACGCCUCGUUCACGUCGCCGUCGGUGGUCGUUACUGACGGCCCAUAUGAGUACCAAAACUUGUUUGAUGCUAUGUUGGAUGCUCUUUACGUCGCCAUUGAGGGGGCCGGGGGAUGGUCGCUGGGGGUGGUGGUGUCGGAGAGUGGGUGGCCAUCGGACGGUGGGUUUGCGGCUACACUUGAUAAUGAAUUCACUUAUAACUCUAAUUUGAUUCAACAUGUUAAUGGAGGUACCCCGAGGAGGCCUAAUGGACCCAUUGAAACUUACUUGUUUGCUAUGUUUGAUGAGAACAAUAAAAGUCCUGAGCUUGAAAAACACUUUGGGCAGUUCUAUCCUGAUGGGCAACCAAAAUUUCAACUCAAUUUUGGUGCAGGGCGGGCUUGGGAUGUCUAUGCUCAAAACAACACAUCUGUUUAUCGGGAAAGUAUCAGUUCAGUGUAAAAUUUCAUGUUAGUGAUAAACUUUGUAACAUUAAAAUAAAAAAUCAUGAAACAGGGCUAGGCUUUGUCAUGCUUAUUUUAGUUUCAUGUAUGGUUGCAAGCUUAUCUUGAAUAAGAGAGAUCAUGCUAUGUACGAGACCACUUCAAGUUUCAACAUAUUUUUCUGGCAAAAAACACAAAAAAAAUAUUUCGUUCU